This is a messenger RNA of Durio zibethinus, 2493 nucleotides long. RefSeq names its product STRUBBELIG-receptor family 2 (gene SRF2). Gene Ontology annotation, molecular function: protein binding; ATP binding; protein kinase activity. The record is from RefSeq and is a predicted model, not a curated record. Gene Ontology annotation, biological process: protein phosphorylation. Lineage: Eukaryota; Viridiplantae; Streptophyta; Magnoliopsida; Malvales; Malvaceae.
UCUUUAAGAUCUCUACGUUUCUUUUUACAGUUUUACUCUAAUGUUUCGAUUGAUGAUUCUUUGAAAAACUGUGAAUCAUGCAUGCUAUAAAGAAAUAUGAUAUUUACUCUGUUUGGUUUCCUAGAAAACCAAGGAAAAUGCAAGAAAUUUGGUUUACUUUCCAAGAAAACCAAAAUCUGACAAGCUGAGCCUUGGUUGAGAAACAUUAAGGCUUUUUUUUUUCUCUGCGUUUCCAGGAAAAGACAAGAUUCUCGACGAAAAUGGACAAGGAGCUGCUGGGCUUGUAUUUUACCGUGAUUAUUUUCUCGGCAACUUUGUUUUUACAGUCUAAAGCUACUACGGAUAAACUUGAUGUCGUCGCUCUAAACAGUCUGUUCAAGGCCCUGAACUACACGUCCCAGCUCAAAGGGUGGAAAUUUGAUGGCGGGGAUCCAUGUGGGGAAGUCUGGACGGGAGUGGCAUGUUCUGGUUCUUCUGUGACACAACUCAAAGUUCCACAGCUAAACCUCAGUGGGUAUCUAGGCCAACUUGAUAAUCUCCAUAACCUGAGACAUCUGGAUGUAAGCUCCAAUAGCAUUCACGGUGAAAUUCCGUAUGGCCUACCCCCUAAUGUCACUCAUGUAAAUAUGGCGUGUAACAGCUUGGGCAAAAAUAUACCCCAGUCGUUAUCUUUCUUGACAAAUCUCAGGCAUCUGAAUCUAAGCAACAACCUUUUGUCUGGACCUAUUGGCGACGUGUUUACUAGCUUACAGAGUCUGAAAACAAUGGAUCUAUCGAACAAUAAGUUCACUGGAGAUCUACCAAAAUCUUUUGGAUCACUGACAAAUCUUACUGGACUGUUCUUGCAAAAUAACAACUUCACUGGAUCAGUGAUGUAUUUGGCUGAGCUUCCAUUAACUGACCUGAACCUUGAGGAUAAUCAUUUUAGUGGCAUUAUUCCAAACCAGUUUCAGUCAAUUCCAAAUUUAUGGUUUUGGGGUAAUAGAUUUGACAUAGCAGCCAUCUAUCCACCCUGGAAUUUCCCUUUGGACAGUGUUCCGCAUGAGCAAAAUAUUACUACCCACCCAACAACUCAACAGAGUGCCGUGGUGGACUACCCCUCCCCUGAAGUAAGUGAAGAAAAGAAGAAAAAGCUAAGCCCUGUUGGAAUAGCUUGUGUGGUUGCUGGGGUGGCUCUGGUGUCUAUCUGUGCUCUAUUAUUCUUUGCAAUCCACAUUAACAGGUCUAAUGAAAAAGGACUUAGAAACUUGGACAGCAGCAAUAGCUCGUUGCAUUCUCUUCCAAUCAGUACAACGAUAGACUGUUCUACUACAGCACAAGCAGCAAGCCCACCAUUCUUCAAUAUUGGCAGUCCAGUCUAUCUCAUCCCAAGGCAUAAUCCCCCUGUUCAUCUUACCAGGACAGACAAAACACCUAGAAGAAAAAGUCUCGCAAGAAAACGUAAAUUUGAAAUGAAUGCAAAAGUGUAUACUUUGGCAGAGCUUCAAUUAGCUACGAACAGCUUCAGUGAAGAUAACCUUCUUGGAGAGGGAUCUCUCGGUUCUGUUUACAAAGCUGAGGUUCCUGAUGGCCAAGUUUUUGCAGUAAAGAACAUCAACAUGGUAUCUUUGUCUUUCCAUGAAGAAGAGAAAUUUAUGGAUGUCAUUCAGAUGGCAUCACAACUAAGGCACCCCAACAUUGUAAGACUUAUUGGCUACUGUGUUGAACAUGGCCAGCAUCUUGUAGUAUAUGAAUAUGUGAGAAAUUUGUCGCUUGAUGAUGCUUUGCACAAUGAAGUCUUCAAGCCACUUUCCUGGGGGUUACGUCUUUGUAUUGCUCUUGGUAUUGCUCGGGCUUUGGACUAUUUGCACUCUACAUUCUCACCUCCUGUUGCUCAUUGCAACAUAAAGGCUGCCAACAUCUUGCUUGAUGAAGAACUAAUGCCUCACAUAUGUGACUGUGGCUUAGCAAUUCUAAGACCACUUGCGAGCAAUUCUGUCAAAAUUAAGGCUUCUGAAAUUGCUAUAUGGGACACUGGCUACAUUGCACCUGAACUAAGCCGACCAGGGAGUGAUAGCACAAAGAGUGAUGUAUACGCCUUUGGAGUGUUGCUUUUGGAGCUAUUAACAGGAAGAAGGCCCUGGGAUAGUUCAAGACCUCGAGAUGAGCAAUCUUUGGUGAACUGGGCUUUGUUACGUCUUCAUGAUAGUAAGUCCCUGGAACAGAUGGUUGAUCCUGGCAUUAGAACAACACUUUCUGCCAGGUUUCUCUCCGGUUUUGCAGACAUUUUCUCCUUAUGCAUUCAGCCCGAGAAAGAAUUCCGAUCACCUAUGUCUGAAAUCGUGGAAUCUCUGACACGUCUAUUACAAAAGAUGGGCAUAAUAAGAAGCAGAGAAACAGAUGGCACUGAAGUUGACCCCUUGGAGAGAUCUUUCCGUUCAACUCAAACUUGCUUCAAGGGCUCCCCAGCCGCUAGCCAUUUGUCCUCCUAAUCCUAUAUCGGAGUAGGAUUCU